AUGACGAUCCCUGCUGUCGGUAUCGAUUUGGGAACCACCUACUCUUGUGUCGGUGUGUUCAGAGAUGACCGUAUCGAAAUCAUUGCUAAUGACCAGGGAAACCGAACAACUCCUUCAUUCGUUGCUUUCACAGAUACCGAGCGUCUGAUUGGUGAUUCUGCUAAGAACCAGGUCGCCAUGAACCCUCACAACACUGUCUUCGAUGCCAAGCGUCUCAUCGGUCGUAAAUUCGCCGAUGCUGAGGUUCAGGCUGACAUGAAGCACUUUCCCUUCAAGAUUAUCGACAAGGGUGGAAAGCCUUACGUUCAGGUCGAGUUCAAGGGUGAGACUAAGGUUUUCUCGCCCGAGGAGAUCUCAUCUAUGGUUCUUACCAAGAUGAGGGAAACUGCCGAGUCAUACCUUGGUGGUACCGUCAACAACGCUGUCAUCACUGUCCCAGCCUACUUCAACGACUCUCAGCGUCAGGCUACCAAAGACUCCGGUUUGAUUGCUGGUUUGAACGUUCUCCGUAUCAUCAACGAGCCCACCGCUGCUGCCAUUGCCUACGGUCUUGACAAGAAGGCUGUCGGGGAGCGCAACGUCCUUAUCUUCGAUUUGGGUGGUGGAACUUUCGAUGUCUCUCUUUUGACCAUUGAGGAGGGUAUCUUUGAAGUUAAGGCCACUGCUGGUGACACUCACUUGGGUGGUGAGGACUUUGACAACCGUCUCGUCAACCACUUCGUUCAGGAGUUCAAGAGAAAGCACAAGAAGGACCUGACCUCCAACGCUCGUGCCCUUCGUCGUCUCCGCACCGCUUGCGAGCGUGCUAAGCGCACCCUUUCCUCAUCCGCUCAGACCUCCAUUGAGAUUGACUCUUUGUACGAGGGUAUCGACUUCUACACCUCAAUCACUCGUGCCCGUUUCGAGGAGCUUUGCCAGGACCUCUUCCGCUCUACCAUGGAGCCUGUCGAGCGUGUCCUCCGUGAUGCCAAGAUCGACAAGUCUUCCGUCCACGAGAUCGUUUUGGUCGGUGGUUCUACCCGUAUCCCUAAGGUCCAGAAGUUGGUGUCCGACUUCUUCAACGGAAAGGAGCCCAACAAGUCCAUCAACCCUGACGAGGCUGUUGCCUACGGUGCCGCCGUCCAGGCCGCCAUUCUUUCUGGAGACACUUCAUCCAAGACUCAGGAAAUUCUGCUUCUCGAUGUUGCACCUCUUUCCCUCGGUAUUGAGACCGCUGGUGGUGUCAUGACUCCUCUCAUCAAGAGGAACACUACUGUGCCGACCAAGAAGUCCGAGGUUUUCUCCACUUUCUCAGACAACCAGCCUGGUGUGUUGAUCCAGGUAUUCGAGGGUGAGCGUGCUCGCACCAAGGACAACAACCUUCUCGGAAAGUUCGAGCUUACUGGUAUCCCUCCUGCUCCUCGUGGUGUCCCUCAGAUCGAGGUCACCUUCGACAUCGAUGCCAAUGGUAUCCUCAACGUCUCUGCCGUUGAGAAGGGUACCGGUAAGACCAACCGCAUCACCAUCACCAACGACAAGGGCCGUCUCUCUAAGGAGGAAAUCGAGCGCAUGUUGGCUGAGGCCGAGAAGUACAAGGAGGAAGAUGAGGCGGAGGCUGCCCGUAUCUCUGCCAAGAACUCUCUCGAAUCCUACGCCUACUCUCUUCGCAACACCUUGAGCGACGAGAAGGUCGGCGAGAAGCUCGAUGCCGGUGACAAGGAGAAGUUGAAGAAGGCCAUUGACGAGACCGUUGAAUGGUUGGAUAACAACAACACUGCCACUAAGGACGAGUUCGAGUCACAGCAGAAGGAGUUGGAGGGAGUUGCCAGCCCCAUUAUGAUGAAGUUCUACCAGAGCCAGGGUGGUGCUCCCGGCGCCGGUAUGCCAGGCGGUGGCUUCCCUGGUGCCGGUGGUGCUCCCCCAGCUGGUGGCGAUGACGGCCCCCAGGUUGAGGAGGUCGACUAA
Molecule: messenger RNA, 1944 nt
Organism: Morchella importuna
Lineage: Eukaryota; Fungi; Ascomycota; Pezizomycetes; Pezizales; Morchellaceae
Exons: 4
Coding region: 1-1944 (647 amino acids)
Biological process (GO): vesicle-mediated transport; protein refolding; cellular response to unfolded protein
Cellular component (GO): plasma membrane; cytosol; nucleus
Molecular function (GO): ATP hydrolysis activity; heat shock protein binding; ATP binding
Source: RefSeq, a predicted model, not a curated record